Neohortaea acidophila is the source of this 606-nucleotide messenger RNA. RefSeq lists its product as uncharacterized. NCBI's taxonomy places the organism in Eukaryota, Fungi, Ascomycota, Dothideomycetes, Mycosphaerellales, Teratosphaeriaceae. The transcript has a single exon. The record is from RefSeq and is a predicted model, not a curated record. Bases 1 to 606 code for a protein of 201 amino acids.
AUGGACAAUCUCGAUAUCGAAAAGGGCCUUGCCAUCAACACCACCUCUGUCGCCUCCGGGAUGACGGACCUGGCGCCAAUGUCGCCAAACACCAACAAACGAUAUAGUCAACUGGAGACGUUCCAGAUUCUCGUUGGGAACAUCGACAAGCCCAUGUCGCCCAAGCAGGCCCAGGAAGACUUGUAUCACGAGCUCGUCGCCGCCGAACGAAGGUCGAAGAUUGAAUACUACUUCUCGGGCUUCUUGUUCUUUCUCUUCAUCUUCCUCCAGAUCUUCUUCUGCCUCACCAUCACCGUCGGCGCUCAAGAGGGCCUCAGCCGUUCGACAAUCUCCGCGCUGGCUGCCAUCAACACCGGAGUCGCCGCCGUGAUUGGAAUACUGAAAGGACUUGGCCUUCCGGAGAAGAAGGGCGUUGAAAGAACGAAGCUGCAACGAGUCAUCCAGCGCAUCAAAGUCACCACGAAGAAGCUGAAACUGGGGAAUGAGAUGGAUCCUAAUGCCGAGUUUGAGGAUCUCCAGAAAACGUAUUACGAUACCGAGGACGCUGGACAACUUGAUCUCACAACGAUCUCAUCGGGCCCGUCGGGAACUGCCAAGGGCUCGUGA